Messenger RNA from Psilocybe cubensis, 2229 nucleotides. RefSeq lists its product as uncharacterized. The transcript has 9 exons. The coding region runs from base 1 to 2229 and encodes 742 amino acids. Gene Ontology annotation, biological process: ribosomal large subunit biogenesis; ribosomal large subunit export from nucleus. NCBI's taxonomy places the organism in Eukaryota, Fungi, Basidiomycota, Agaricomycetes, Agaricales, Agrocybaceae. Gene Ontology annotation, cellular component: nucleolus. The record is from RefSeq and is a predicted model, not a curated record.
AUGGGUCGGGGUAUUCUGCUCACUUCAAACUUGCCACAACUGCAGAAUCUUAUAAAGCGAGAUCCUGUUGCAUAUAAGGAGGAAUUUCUUCAGCAAUGGAAUCAUUACAACAGCAUUCGACAAAUCUUCAGGAUUAACCCUGACGAGCAAGCCCAGCACUAUAGAGAGCUUGUUUCCUUCAUCGCUCAGGUCUCAACUUGCUAUCCUAAAGAAACAGCUGAAUUUCCUACCCAAAUAUCUUCUUUGCUGCUUGAGAGCUAUGGCAUUCUAUCUCCAGAUACCCGAAAAUGUCUGGUACAAAACCUAGUAAUGCUUCGGAAUAAAGAUGUCAUCACCUCGAUUGAGCUUUUGAAAUCGUUAUUCCCUCUGCUUCCUCGCACUUCCUCAUCCGCUCUGCGUACAUAUAUCCGCAAAACAAUUCUCUCAGAUAUCAAGGUGGCUAACCAAAAGUCUCAAAACCAUAAACUCAACAGAGCUGUUCAAGCAAUGUUGUUCGGCAUGGUGGAACGAGGCAUGGGUGGAGAAGUUAUAGGUGACAAGGGCAAACUACGAGCUUCUCAAGGCCCAACGAACAGUCGCGAAGGUGCUAAUACAGACGAGGCAAUGUGGGCUGUCGUUCUAACCAAAGAACUUUGGCGGAAAGGCGUCUGGAAUGACGCCAAAUCGGUUUCCAUUGUGGCUCAAGGAUGCUUUCAUCCUGUUACCAAAGUGCAGAGUGCAGCUUUGCAUUUUUUUCUUGGCAGUGAAGAAGAAGAUGACGAAUCCGAUGAGGAGGAGAAUGUGGAUCUUAAAGGUCUGCAUCAUAGGCGUGAGGUCAACAAAAAGACCAGAAGCGCUGACAAAAAGCUGAGGAAGCAGCUGAAAGUCGCAAAAAAAAAAUUGCACAACAAAGAACCCAGCUCUCCUAAUUUCUCGGCAAUUCAGUUACUUCACGAUCCCCAGACAUUCGGCGAAAAAUUGUACGACAUGCUAAAUAGCUAUGACAAACGCUUCUCAUUGGACCAUAAAAUCCUCAUCAUGCAGCUUCUUUCCCGUGUCAUGGGAUCCCAUAAACUCUGUGUCCUUGGUUUUUACACUUACAUUGUCAAAUAUCUUUUCUACAAGCAACUUCGCGUACCCAGCAUUCUUGUUGCACUCGCGCAAUCUGUACACGAUCUAACCCCUCCCGACGCCGUUACACCUGUCAUCCGGAAACUUUCACAGGAGUUUGUGCAUCCUGGUGUGGCAAGUGAAGUUAUUGCUGCCGGGAUUAAUGCUAUCCGAGAAGUCAGUAGACGACAGCCAUGGGCCAUGGAAGAAGAUCUGCUAGGCGAUUUGAUCGAAUACAGGAAAAGCAAAGAUAAAUCUGUCACAGCAGCUGCACGCGGGUUGCUUAGACUGUAUCGAGAAGUCAAUCCAAGCAUGCUGAAAAGAAGAGAGAGAGGCAAAGAGGCCAGUAUGGGACUGGCGGGUGGGAGUCAACCACUACCCUAUGGUCACAGUGCUGAAGCUGCUGUCGACAUUGAAGGAUUAUCUCUCCUUGAAGAUCAUCUUCAAAAACUACGGGAGGAAGAUGGUGUAAGUUUGGAUGGAGAGGGUGAGGAUGACUGGAAUGGCUGGGAUGUCGAAUCUGACUCUGGUUCCGAUUCUGAUUCCGAGGAGGAGUGGAUUAAUGUCAAUGAUGACGACGAUAACGAUCUUGUUAUCACUGAUAGCGAAGAUGAAGGAGACGAAAAAAAGAAACAGGGUGAAUCAUUGGAAGAUGAAUCUACCCGAAUAUCUACGUUGGCGCAGACGAAGAUUCUGACCCCAGCCGACUUUGCUUUGCUCAAUGAUUUGCGUAUGAAAGCAGCCGUCAAAGCCGUCGAAACAACUGGAGGAAGUAAAGCAAAACGCAAGCUUGCGGCCCUGGAAGCUUCCCAGAAAGCCCGCAACGACGAACAAACCCAUGACGAAUUCAUAUCAGAAAACGAUAUCCUCGGUCCCCGCAAAAAGGCUAAGGCCGAUUAUGCUGAGCGUAUGGCCUCCAUCCAGAAGGGACGCGAAGGACGCGAGAAAUUCGGCUCAAGAAAAGGGAAACAAAACAAAGCAACCCCUAGUAGCUCUACGAACAGAGAAAAGGCUAGGAACAAACCUAUCAUGAUGAUUCUCAGUAGUGGAGCCGUCAGAGGCAAGAAAAAGGCGUCGCUGAGAGACAAGCAGCAGAAACUUAGAGCUCAUAUCGACAAAGCCAAAAAAUCGGGGAAAUAG